This is a messenger RNA of Caenorhabditis sp. 36 PRJEB53466, 6589 nucleotides long. The record is from the annotation of a GenBank genome assembly. NCBI's taxonomy places the organism in Eukaryota, Metazoa, Nematoda, Chromadorea, Rhabditida, Rhabditidae.
AUGGUGGUGGUGGCGGAGGAGGAGGAGGAGACUUCCAUCUCGACUUUGGACGACAAAAAAACGAACCGAAAAAUUACGUUUACCGCCAAAAAACACUGGAAGAAGCUGUCGGAUAUGGUCGAGAAACCGGUGGUAUUUGCGAAAAAUUUCGGAAAAAAAAUGCUAUAAUCAAAAAAUUGUGCGUUUAGAUGAUGAGCAAACCGGCCAAGUUGGACGAGAGAUACACGCGAUCGCCGCGAAGCGAGGACAGUUUCGACAUGUGAGUUGUAUUUUUUUUGUCCACAUUCUCCACAUCAUCGCCGUCAUUUUAAGCCAAAGCGGGGGUGUGUACGAUUUUUUUGAAAAAAGUUAUGAUUUUCCAAAGUUUGUUGUUGACAAGCUCUCAAAUUGUUCUCAUUUUUUGCCGCCACGUCAUAGGCGGCCGGCUAUACGAAUGAGUAUUAUCACCAUUACCCAAUAGUAUUAUCCUCUUCCUCAUCAUACUCACCCCCCUCCCUUGAGAGUAUUGAAGCGAGCGAUGCACCAUGGCAACUAACAGAUAUGAGACUUAGAAGCGAUUUUCAAGCGGAACUCGUUUUGAAACCGAUUUGUGGCUGAUGAAAUCAUUCGGAAAAUAAGAGCAGGGGGUGGACGUUUUGCAACUAGUGAACAUCAAAAAGUGGGUCACAAGGGCAAGAAAAUAUCGUUUCUUCUCUAGGCUCGAUCCGCGAUUCAAAGCAAAGCCCCGUCCGAUGCCACCGGCGCCACAAGUCCGUCCAGAAGUGGUAAUCCAAAUCGACGAGGUCGAAUCGCCGAUUCUCGGACUGCUCGACGAGACGGACGAUCAGGAAGUGUUCGAGCCGCUCGAGGGCGACGACCGAAACCUCGGCGCCUCCUCCUCCCUGGACGUGAAUUCGUUGUCGGCGACGCGCGCCUCGUCGGCCAUCGAAGACGACGUGCGCUCGCAAAUUUCGUUUGUGAUGCGCGAGCGAUUGCACUCGAUCGCCAAGGAAGUGCAUCGACGGACGUCGGCGAUUCGCGAGGAUCUCGUCAAGGAAAUACCCGAGGAUACGGUCUCAGUCGGCACGGGCACCAACAUUCCGUCGACCGAGCAUCGGCCGAGUCUGAUGAGUUUGAUCGGAUUGCAGGUGAGCAGCCAACGUCUCCAUUUGCGGCGGCGGCCCAUUCACGGCGACCAAAAACGUAGAAAGGGGCGUGGCCUACCAUUUUGGCGUGAAAUUCGAAAUUAAUCCCCAUUUUUCACAUGUUUUUCGUCAAAAAUUACCCAAAUUUUGUACGAUUUCGCGACGAUGUAAUUGCAUAACUUUGGCUAAACUAAUCAUCGCGCACUUUUUGAGCUUAAAACAAGCACGUUUCAUUGAGAAAUGAAUCAAUUGAGUCGAUUUUCAAGUUUUGUGCUGAAAAUGCGCGAAUUUCAGUCAUUCGCCGAUACUUUUUGCCGUUUCAGCGCUUCAUAUACUUGUAUUAACGUGCUUAAUCACUUCCGACACUCACUUCGUCUCAAAACUAUCCAGAUCGGCCGGUAUGAAAAUUCCGCAUUGCGAAAUAUGCCAAAACCGUCUCAAACGCGGCGUUUUCACGAAAAUUUCAAUGUUUUCUCUUUUUAAUGUCUCUUCUUUCGUCGAUAUCAAACACAAAAAAAUCGGAAAAGUGCUGAAAUUGCGGCAAUUUUCAGAAAACGCGUCGCAGAUUAGGCCACGCCCCCUUUCUACACUUUUUUGGUCGCCGUGAAUGGCCAUUGCACGGUCUCCAGAGCUGACAAUGUGGGCGUGGCCUCGGCGGCCAAAUGGCGUUUUCAUGAAUUGAGCAGGUUUUCUCUGAUUUUUGUGGUCAAAGGCGAUGAAAAUGAUUGUUCGACAUGAAAACACACUAAUUCUCACAGAAUUAAUGACGUUUUGGCGCAUUUUUCGCGGAUUUCGCGGAUUUCGCUUUUUCGCCUUCGCCGCCGAUCGCCGCCUAAAAACCGCACUUCUCAUUUUGCGCUUUCUUGACCGUUUUCAGACAGAAUUGGUUUUGAGAAUGAUGAUUCACGUAAAUACAACCGUUUUGAGCGUUCGAACUGCGAAAACUACCGAAAAGCAACAGAAAUUCACGCAGUUUUAGCAGAAAACCUUCAAACGGAUAAAUGUGAUUUGCGACUUGACCAAAUUUAACGCUCUUGAGCUAGAAAAAUUCGUAAUAGCCUUUACAAUCGGUCUAUCGAGAGAAAAAUGAGAAAUUAUCGAUUUUUCGUGGCUAAUCUGGCAAAAAACACAAAUUUUGCUUAUAAAAUUUGAAUUUCGCGCCAAUGUAUCGCUCUAUUGGGCGGGGCGCACUUGCGCGCCCAUUGUCAGCUCUGGACACCGUGUAAACGCUCAUUUCAGAACCGUCCAGAGUCGCCAGCGCCGGCAGGCGCGCGCAAGUUCUUCGGCAUUCCGCUCGCCGGCACCUUCCAUCCGUACGGCCGUUUCUACAUGUCCUGGCUCUCGUUGGUCACCGUCUGCUUUCUCUACAACGCGUUUUGCAUUCCGCUUCGCUCCAGCUACCCGUACCAGACCGAGUCCAACUGGAUCUACUGGUUUUUUGUCGACUACCUCUCCGACGUCGUCUACCUCGUCGACAUGUUCAUCGUCAAGCCGCGAUUGAGGUUCACUCGUGGCGGAAUUCAGGUGAAGACGAUCGGCGACACGGCCAAGCAUUAUAUUAUGACGCGCACGCUGAAGCUCGACAUUUUGAGCAUUCUACCCACGGAUUUGGUCUAUUUGGCGGUCGGCAAAAAGCCGAUUUGGCGGAUGAACCGACUUUUGAAGAUCAACUCGUUCUGGCUGCUCUUCGACAUGCUCGACAACUCUUUCGCCAAUCCUUAUGCGAUUCGGUAAGCGAUUUGAAAGCGCCUUGAUGCCCAUCCUGCCCACAUUUUGAAAUUUUCGCCUAUACUCAAAAAACGUUCAUCUCCGCCAGUGUUGAGCGGAAUUCCGUCUUCCGUCUUCCGUCUUCUGGGAUUUUUUCUUCUUACCGUAAAAGAGUAAUAGCUUUUCAGAAGCCAUUUACUAGCCCCGAAGAACGCGAAUUUCCACGGGCAGUGACCCAGAUCCAAAAAUUUUUUUGUUGCUUUAGUUAUUUUUUUCAAAAACACCGGAGAAAAAAAGGUUCUGUAUUGACGAUUUUUUUGUUCCGUCUUCCGUCUUCCGUUUUUCGUGUUCCGAAAAAAAAUUUUCUGCCGCCUUCCGGGAAAAAAGUUUUCUUCCGUCUUCCGUUUUCCGUGUUCCGUAAAAAAAAAUUUUCUUCCGUCUUCCGGGAAGAAAGUUUUCUUCCGUCUUCCGUUUUCCGUGUUCCGUAAAAAAAAUUUUCUGCCGUCUUCCGGGAAAAAAGUUUUCUUCCGUCUUCCGUAAAAAAAUUUUCUGCCGUCUUCCGGGAAAAAAGUUUUCUUCCGUCUUCCGUUUUCCGUGUUCCGUAAAAAAAAUUUUUAUUCCGUCUUCCGUUUUCCGUGUUCCGUAAAAAAAAUUUUCUGCCGUCUUCCGUGAAAAAAUUUUUCUUCCGUCUUCCGUUUUCCGUGUUCCGUGAGAAAAAUGUUCUUCCGUCUUCCGGAUUUCAAAAUUCCAUUUCCGCUCAACUCUGGUCUCCUCCACCCGCUGAAUCCAAAUUCUCACCGUACAGAAUCGCUCGCACGCUCUCCUACAUGAUCUACAUCAUCCAUUGCAACAGUUGUGUCUACUACAAGUUGUCGGCCAUGCAGGCGUUUGGUCAGAUUGCGUAUUUGGAGAAUGGAAAGUGGUACCUGAACAAAUGGGUCUACAAUAAUCAAGGUACCGUAGGGCCUCUCCUCCCAAACACGCAUUUUGUUUCUUCAAUUUUUUCCAGGCAACGCCUACAUCCGCUGCUUCUACUUCACCGCCGCCGUCGCCACGUCGACCGGCAACAAUCCGGCACCGACGAACGUCAUCGAGUAGGCCACGCCACGCGACGCCACGCGACGCCACUUUUCUACAGUAACCCACCGUACCCGUUCAGGUACAUUUACAUGACGUGCUCGUGGAUGAUGGGAGUGUUCGUGUUCGCCUUGUUGUUGGGACAAAUUCGCGAUAUUGUGUCGAAUGCGAAUCGAAAUCGCGAAGAGUUUCAACGCAAAAUGGAUUUGGCGCUGGGAGAGUGCAAAAAAUUGGGUGAGCGGGUUGAGCCUUUUUAAGCUUUGGGCCAUUUUCAGGCCGAAAAUUGAUAGACGCUUAACAGAGCUCACGGUCUCCCAGGGCGCUAAUGCUAAACACAGUGCGCUCGUAAAUUGCGGAGUGUCGUUGUAAUUUUUGAAAAUUUGCACGUCUAAAAAUGCAGUUCAAUUCGAGUUUACGACCUUUAUUUCUUUCUUUUUGACUUGAAAAACGUCUAGAAAACAAUAUUUUACUGAUUGGAAACCGUUCUUUACAGAAUUUCGAGUUUUUCAUGUUUUUAGCGUCUUUUUCGCAUUUCGUCAAAACUUCAAACCUUUAUAUUUCAGCUCAUUUUGCAUUUCAUGAGCCCAACGAACGAUAAAAAUGUUCGCUGAAACGUUCUUCACAAAAUUCACGUUCCGGCGGUUAGUUUUCUUGAGCAGGUUUCGAAAACUAUUCGAAAAACAUCAAAAUCCAGGCCAAAAUCUUCAAAUCGAAAUAACUCGGCUAAUUCCACAACGAUGUGCGAGAUUUCUGUUACUAAAACGUAGCUAGUGCUCUAAUUAUUCGAAUCCAGGUUCCAGGCGUACAAAAAAAAAAUAGGUAUAGUGUACAGAAAACAUGGAAAGAACGCGAACUCCCGUUGAAUAUUAAUUAAUUGGCCGCCGCGUAAAUCGACACAGCCCGCCUGUUGCAAGUGCGCUCCAUUGAAAUCAUUCGCGCCGUGGGAGACCGUGUAGGCGCGCCGAUUUCACAGGUCUCCGCGAAGAGACGACGAAUCGCGUCAGGGACUGGUUCAUCUACACGUGGCAGCAACAAAAGACGCUUGGUACGUGCGCGCGAAAAAGUUGAUCGCCGCGUAGAAUCACGUUUUCAGACGAGAAAAAGCUGAUCGAAAAGUUGCCGCUCAAGUUGCAGACCGAUUUGGCGUUGUCGGUGCACUACAACACGCUGAGCAAGGUGCAGCUGUUCCAGGACUGUGAUCGGGCUCUGUUGAGGGACCUGGUGCUCAAGUUGAGGCCCGUCAUCUUUCUGCCCGGCGAUAUGAUUUGUUUGAAGGUGGGCUAGGCCCAAAAAAGAAGAAGCUAGACGACACGUGUUUCAGGGCGACGUCGGCAAAGAGAUGUACAUCAUCAAUCAGGGCAUACUGCAAGUGGUCGGCGGCGACAAAAACGAGACGGUCUUCGCGGAGAUGGGCCAAGGAGUCACGUUCGGAGAGAUCAGUCUGCUCGCGAUCGGCGGCAACAAUCGGAGGACGGCGUCGAUUCGCGCCAAGGGCUACUGUACGCUGUUCGUGUUGGCCAAAGAGGAUCUGAACGACGUGAUCCGCUACUAUCCGCAGGCGCAGGCGAUUCUCAAGCGCAAGGCGGCGGCGAUGCUCAAGAAGGACGGCGAGAAGAAGGAGGCGGCCGGCGAGGCGGAGAAGAAGCAGCAGCAGCAGGAGAUGGAGGACAAAGUGAAGAUCAACCCGCGGCCGAGGAUGCCAAAACUCAUGGAGGUACUGGGAGAAAGUUAGGCCACCGCCACCACUUCCCUCCUUUUUACAGCUCAUCGCCAAUAUGGAGGAGAUGAACGAUAAUAAGGGUGUGCAGGAGUUGAAGAAGGCAAUUGAGGAGGAUCCUGGUGAGUUGAAGGGAGGGGACGAGGAAAAGCUAGGCCAUGGCGUAACAAUGAUUCGAGAAGUUGAGUCCGUGACAAAAGGUCGGAAGCCAAAAGGUCGAAAUGACAAAAGGUCGGAAAAAAAUGUCAAAAGAUCGGAAAAAAAUGACAAAAUGUCGGAAAAAAGUGACAAAAAGUCGGAAAAAAAAUGCCAAAAGGUCGGAAAAAAAUAAAAUGCCAAAAGAUCGAAAAAAAGUGACAAAAUGUCGGAAAAAAAUGCCAAAAGGUCGAAAAAAAAUAAAAUGCCAAAAGAUCGGAAAAAAAUGACAAAAGGUCGGAAAAAAAUUACAAAAAGUCAGAAAACAGGUAUUUUAGCAGUUUUUUCCGAUCUUUUGACAUUUUUUUCCGACCUUUUGUCAUUUUUUUUUCCGAUCUUUUGGCAUUUUUUUCUAAAUUUUUGGCAUUUUUUUCCAACCUUUUGUCAUUUUUUCCCGACCUUUUGUCACUUUUUUCCGACCUUUUGUCACUCUAAAAACAAAACAUGGCCUAACUUUUACGAUGGAGAAAGUGAGGCCGCCCAGUAUCAAUUUCCAGAAAAACUGCGCCGCCAAUCGAUGUACUACCCGUGGAGCCAUCUGGAACGCGCCAACGACGAAGAAGAAGACGAUGGGGAGGAUCUUUCCGAUGUCGGCGAGGAGGUUCCAAUGUAUUCGGACUCGGAACACGACGGCGAUCCGCUCGACGACGUGGACGUGGGAAUGGGCGGAUCGGAAGAGGAGGAGGAAUCCGAAGAGGAGGACUGGUCCAAACCGGGACCAUCCACACGGCCCUCCAAAAAAGCAGCAAAGAAGAGGAAGGAGGAGUAG